Molecule: messenger RNA, 1542 nt
Organism: Adineta ricciae
Lineage: Eukaryota; Metazoa; Rotifera; Eurotatoria; Adinetida; Adinetidae
Source: the annotation of a GenBank genome assembly
AUGUUCCGUCGUGUUUCAUUAAAUAAUAUCCCUUUCUAUUCGAAACAAUCAUCUCAUCUAUUAUCAUUAUGUAACAAUCGUAUAGUUUCUAUUGGAUGGUAUCAUAGCGACUCCAUCGAAGAAAAUCUACCUGAAGAGCAAGCUUAUGAAGAACAACGACUCUCAUCACACGAGGCAACUAAAAUCUUACGAACGCAUGAAGCGAGUGUUACGUUGGAAGCCAGUUGCCCAGUGAAAUAUUAUCAAGUAAACUAUCUUGGUGCGAAUAAUCCACCGGAGGAUCGCCAGGCUCAAGCUCGCAUACAAUCGAGUAAUUCCAACACGUAUCUGUUCGGCGUUUUCGAUGGACACGGCGGUCCUUGGUGUUCGGAUGCUAUUGGUCAUCGAUUGUUUGAAUACAUAGCGGUGUCUUUACACUCGCCGAAUGAUCUAGAAACUAUUAUGCAAAAAGGCAAAACCAUCAUUAGUAGCAAUCGUCAAAAUCCACGCAAUCUUUCUUCAUUACUUUUACAUUCAUACUAUAGUCCAUACAAAGAUGUACGCAGUUCGAAAACGAAAGAACUUCAUCAAAUUAACUUAUUAAAACACAUCGAAGAAGUCUAUACAUCCUUCGAUGCCGAUAAUACCGAUAUCAACAGCGCGCUUGAAAGUGCAUUUGUCAAACUAGAUCGUGAUAUAUGUGCUGAAGCAAUACCAACUCCCCCGCAACAGGUCAACGAGGACCUUUUACAUAUAAGUACUGCUGGCUCGUGUGCUUGUGUAGCACUGGUGAAAGACACGGAUCUUUAUAUUGCAAAUUGUGGUGAUGCACGGGCGGUUCUCGGUACAACUGAUAAUCAUGGUAAUUCAAUUGCUGUUUCUCUAUCCAAUGAUCAUAAUAUACGUAAUCAAAAUGAGGUUCGACGAGUGCUAUCUGAACACCCGCCAAACGAAUCUCACUCAGUCAUUCGUAGUGAUCGAUUACUUGGCUUAUUGAUGCCGUUUCGAGCAUUCGGUGAUAUACGUUUAAAAUGGCCAAUAAAUACUCUUCGAGAAUAUCUACAGCCUUACUAUAAAAAAGGUGAUGCCAUACCACAUUUCUACAUCACGCCGCCAUACCUGACAGCUCGACCAGAAAUCAUGAAAUAUAAACUAACGAAGAAAGAUAAAUUUCUUGUUUUAGCAACUGAUGGUCUUUGGGAUUUACUGACACCUGAAAAAGUGGUCGAAUUAAUAUCGAAUCACCAGAAAGGGGUGCAAAGUUUCGAUCGAUUUGUUUUAAAUAAAAGCGACGGCAAAAUUGCCUCGUUGAAAUUGAAGGAUAUCAAUGAAUUAUUAUCGGCACGGCAACAAGCCAUCAAAAACCAACCAAUGGAUCAAAAUUCUGCCACCGAUUUAAUUCGUCAUGCACUUGCUUAUACAUCUAAAGGUAAAUUUGAUAGUAAACUCUUAUCGGAUGUUUUGACUUUCCCUAAUCCACGUUCAAUACGUGACGAUAUCACAGUAACUAUUGUUUAUUUUAAUCAAGCAAUGUUUGAUCAAUACGAAGGCAAAGCGAAAUAA